Messenger RNA from Caenorhabditis auriculariae, 2227 nucleotides. The record is from the annotation of a GenBank genome assembly. Lineage: Eukaryota; Metazoa; Nematoda; Chromadorea; Rhabditida; Rhabditidae.
AUGGAAGAAAGUCCUUCAAAUGAACGAGCUGUUGAAAAUCCACGAAAAACGGAAGAUGUCAUAGAUUGUAUCCUCCUUUUGCUGGUUUGUGGAUUUCAAAGACGCGUGAAUCGCUUACUACACAGAACGGUCGCGGCGACCUUAUAAGAUUUUUAUCCUUGAUAAUGAUUCAAGCGCGGCAUACGGUAGCUUCUCGAUUAGAGCGCAGAGGCGGGAUCAAAAGGAAGUUAGAGAAAACUCAUUGGUUGGUUGGCCGCGCCUCCAUGCGGCUUUGCUGCCUCCCUCCCCCCUUGGGCCAACGCCGUUUCGUGUCUGAAGCCUGGUGAAAGCUGCCAGGAACAAAAAUACGCGACAAUGUCUGGCUUUCCGCCGAUGUAACGUGUGUUCUUCGUUCAGUCGAGUCACGUGUUCUUUUUCGAACAUUUCGAGCCAGCCUCAAACUCGCUGCGCUCUAUCUUCAACAAAAGAUCAAAAGCUACUUAGUGUUUUAAUAUUUAUUGUCAGAAAAAAAAUCAAUGAAGAAUUUUUAUUUGCUUUCAGGCAUUGGUUGCUAUAGUGUUUGCACUUAUCGGUAUUUAUGUGAAUUUGCGCCAUUCUCGAGAUGAUUUCAUAUCAAAGUGUAUCGAUUCACGAUACCACCAAAUCGCGGAUCAAUGCAAGAAUGUUUCCAACUCUAGGCCUCGGUGUGACUUGACCGGUUAGAUUUUUUUUUAAUCCGUCGAUUUUUCGCAUUGCAGCUGAAGAAGACGUGCAGCUGCUGAAGGAGCUCCAAGAAUGCUGUCGGAGCAUUAAAAUUUGUCCGCCCCGAAGCUUCGAAAAGUACUGUUGCGAGAAGGAGCCUUGUUCUCUUGAAUGCAAAGAUCCCGUGGGUUACUUCACGAAAACUAGUUUGGAAGCAACUCUUUUGAAAGAGUAACCUGUAUAUUCCUUUCAUUCCAGAUGCCUGCAAAUGGGAAAAGUGUAGUAGUGCCGGCGAUCCGAAAAUUGGUCCUUGGUACAUAUGAAUCGACUGGAAAAAGAGUCUUCCGCGCGGAACUAAUGAGAAAAGUGCAGAAGAGACUGAUAUACAAGCUCGAUAGAGCGAUCAACAGCAAAAGAAUCGAUGAAGUGCUGAAGAUCAUGGCGCAUUCCGUUUUAAUCGUCUACAACGGUCAAGUUGUUGAAAAACCCAAGUUAGUUGUGAUACUUUAAGUUGAUUUUGUUUUUCACAAUUAAUCCAGUCAAAAUAAGCUACAAGAGAAUCUCCAUUCAAUUGAAAAUUUUCUUGCAGAUAGACAACUCAUACUUUCAGCAAAUAAAAGUCUCCAUGUUAGUUGUGGGAAACGAGUUCGAAGUGUCGCGAAUUACGAGCUUAACCGUAUAACAGUAAACAACGAAGAUUGAAACCUUCACUGGUUUUCUUCAAUUUCUUAUCACAUCGCAUUACUAAUGUUUGCAAUGACAUUGAACACGAAUUAUUCGCAGAGGAAUACAAGAAAAAAGUUAAGGACAUGUUUUUAGUGUAUGCAGAAAAUGUUUGGCGUUAAGCUUAUUCUUUCAAGUGUGCACAGAUUCGUGCCAUAACCAACUUGGUUUAAAUAUCUACUUAUUAUGGUUCUAUGUUUCUUUUCUUACACAAAAAAUAUUUUUUUCUUUACAAGUGAGGUUAGUUAAUCCACCUAGUGGUCUCUUUCCCUCCCUGAAACAUCACCAUACCAUCUCGAUGUUGCGAAAAUAAAUUUAUUGAUUGAUUGAUUUAUAAGGUAAAUGAAUGAGCUUUGUCUCUACAUCCGUGAAGCGCAACAUUUUUUCCCAUACGUUCAUGGAGUUUUUCAGAAAAGAUGUCCGAAUUCAUGGAUUCGAGACUGUUGGAAGAGCGGAAAAUUUACGUUAGUUUUUUUAUCAAAAAUUUCACGAAAAAUGGUCUUUUCAGUUUUUGGUUCAUGCUGUAUACAAACCGGGUUACGGGAGCGCAGUCUUCUUUUUCAAAGGAUUUAUGUGUUCUCAGCUUGAUUAUUGCUCUGAGUUCAGUUUGACCUACAAAUGGGUACAGUCAUCAGGAAAACAAACUCAAAAGUACUCUAUGUAACUUGCAGAAUCCGAAGAAGAAAAACUUCUUCAUUAUCGAAUUCAAAAACAACGAAACUACCGUGCAGCCUGAUAUCCACGAUUACCCAUACACCAAUAAAUUGAUUAGGUGAGAUUUGAUACAUUGAAGGCUUUCAAAAACUCUUUCAGAACUAAAUAA